AUGGCGGCAACGUUGAACAUGGUCCAACCCCAAAUUCCCAAAUUAGAGAAACACAAUUAUGGAAAUUGGAGUAUUCAGAUGCGAGUCUUGUUGCAAUCACAAGAGUUGUGGGAUAUUGUUCAAGACGGCUUCACCGAACUUGCUUCCCAAGAAGCCGAAGAUGCACUGACGAACAACCAGAAGAACGCCCUCAGAGAUGCAAGGAAACGAGACAAGAAGGCAUUAUUCAAUAUCUAUCAAGGUAUUGAUGAAACCACAUUUGAGAAAGUAAGUGCAGCCACCACGUCGAAACAAGCCUGGGAGAUUCCGAAGAAUGCUUUCACCGGCGUUGAUAAGGUGAUACGAGUUCGACUGCAGAUCCUGCGAGGUGAGUUUGAAAGUUUGGCCAUGUCUGAAACGGAGAGCAUUUCAGACUACUUCACAAGAACAUUAGUUAUUGUGAAUCAAAUGAAAAGGCAAGGAGAGAACAUUGAAGAUGUUCGUGUCAUUGAGAAAAUUCUUCGUUCCUUGACGUCGAAAUUUGAGCACGUCGUUGCGGCUAUCGAAGAAUCAAAAGAUCUCAACACCAUGUCAAUCGACCAACUGCAGAGCAGCUUGGAAGUCCACGAGCAACGCAUGAAGAAAAAGGCCACUACUUCACUUGAUCAUAUGCUACAAGCAAAGAUGUCAAUCAAUGAAGACAAGAAGUCUGAGCCCGGGACAUCGCGUGGUGGAUACAACCGAGGCCGAGGUCGAGCUUAUCGUGGUCGAGGAGGACGAGGCCGGAAUUAUCAAAACGAGGGAGGAUGUCCAAACUUUACUUAUCGAGGCAGAGGUCGAAAUUCUUAUGGACAAUACAGAGGCGGUUAUUCUCAAACCUACAAUCAACAAGGGUUUGAUAAAGCAAAUGUCAAGUGUUAUACUUGUCAUGAAUUCGGGCAUUACAGCUAUGAUGAGUGUCCAACAGCCGGAAAUACCAGGGCCAAUCAACAAGUCAAUUAUGCCGAAGGUGAAGAUGAUGAUGAGCAGGUAAUUUCAACCUCCCUUUUUACAUAUAAAGAAAUUGUGGGUGAUCAGUAUAGCACAAUGUACUUGGAUACUGGAGCAAGUAAUCACAUGUGCGGGAAUAAACAUGAAGAUGCACGUGAAAUUGAAGAACCAGAAUCACCUGAAUCAUCUCAAGGUCUAGGUGGAAAGCCAAGAAGAAUGCGCGACCUGAAUUAUAUGUAUGAAGCUACUGAAGAAGUUGAUGGAGCUGGAGAAGAAAAUGUGAAUCUUAUUUAUUUUCAUAUGGAUGCGGAUCUUGCCUAUGCAGAUACUGCGCAAGACAUGAAGAAUUGA
Molecule: messenger RNA, 1320 nt
Organism: Salvia hispanica
Lineage: Eukaryota; Viridiplantae; Streptophyta; Magnoliopsida; Lamiales; Lamiaceae
Source: RefSeq, a predicted model, not a curated record